CUUCCGUCCAGGUCACCUGUUUUGGCGGCAGGCCCCCCUGGAGGACCCCCGCGUGCGCGCGAGGCUGGAGAUGGAGCCUGUGACCUUUGAGGAUGUGGUUGUGAACUUUACCUCAGGAGAGUGGGCUUUGCUGGAUUCCAGUCAAAAGAAGCUCUACAGAGAUGUGAUGAAGGAGACAUUUUUUAACCUGAUCUCCAUAGAGAAAACACAAGAAGAAAAUGUGGAAGAGGACUACCAAAAUCUCAGGAGAAAUCUGGGAACUCAAGUGGUUGAGGAAGACGAUGAAUAUGUAUGUGAUAGUCAGAGUGAAAAACCCCAGCCACAGACCCCAGAGCGUAUUGGUAAUGAGGAUGUGCCCCCUGCAGUACCAUUAUGUGAGAGUAGUCUGUGUGUCAGGAACAUUGGAAAUUCACCCUCAGAUGUGCACCUCAGUGAUCAAACUAAAGAGAAACCAUUUGAGUGUAAGGAGCCUGUGGAGGCUUUUAAACAUGAGAAAUGUUGGGAAGAGAUGAGUCAUUCUAAGUCAUUUCAGUUGCCUGAAAGUUCUAGAGAGAAAUCAUGUGAAAAUCAGCCAUGUAAUGCAGCUCAUGAGAGUCUUCACUGUGAUCAGCAUCAUGAGGGAACUCACACUGGAAACAAACACAGCGAGAACACCUUUAUGGAUGACCAGACAGAUGAAAGAAGCCAUACUGAAGUAAAACCAUUUGUAUGUAAGCAGUGUGGAGAAGCCUUUGUUAAUUCCAGUCACCUUAUCAGCCAUGAACGAAUUCAUAUUGUAGAAAAGUGUUAUAUUUGCAAACAAUGUGGAAAAACAUUCAGAUAUUUGUCAUGCUUUCAAAAACACGAAAGAAUUCACAGUGGAGAGAGGCCUUAUGUGUGUGAGCUUUGUGGGAAAGGAUUUAUUCAGUUGAAAUACCUUCUCAUGCACCAAAGAAUUCACACUGGAGAGAAAUCUUACCAAUGUAAACAUUGUGAAAAAGUCUUCACUAUUUCCAGUGCCCACAAUGUUCAUGAAAAAAUUCACAGUGGGGAGAAGCCAUAUUCAUGCUUGCACUGUGGAAAAGCUUUCACCAGUCCCAAUGACUAUAGGAGUCGCGAAAGAAUUCACCCUGGAGAGAAUCCCUUCGUAUGUAAAAAAUGUGGGAAAGCAUUCAAACGUUUGGGUCAUUUUAUGAAUCAUGAAAGAAUUCAUACUGGGGAGAAGCCUUAUGCAUGUAAACAUUGUGGGAAAGCCUUCACCAGUUCCAGUGACCGUAACAGUCAUGAAAGAAUACACACUGGAGAGAAACCUUUUGUAUGUAAAACAUGUGGGAAAGCCUUCAGUCGCUCCGAUUAUCUUAUCAACCAUAGAAGGAUCCACACUGGGGAGAAGCCUUAUACGUGUAAGUAUUGUGGAAAAGCCUUCGCCACUUCCAGCGACAGAAAUAGUCACGAAAGGAUUCACACUGGUGAGAGAUCCUUUCUCUGUAAAAAAUGUGGGAAAGUAUUCAUUCUUUCUGGUGAUCUGAUCAAGCAUGAGAGAAUUCACACGGGAGAGAAGCCCUAUGCCUGCAAACAUUGUGGAAAGGCUUUCACCACCUCAAGUGCCCGGAACAGUCAUGAAAGGAUUCACACUGGAGAGAAGCCUUAUACGUGUAAGCACUGUACUAAGACCUUUACCACAUCCAGUACCCGCAACAGUCACGAGAAAACGCACACUGCAGAGAAGCAUUUUGCAUGUAACCUUUGUGGAAAAAUCUUCAACAGCCAGAGUUCUUAUUACACUCAUCGAAAAAUUCACUCUAUGAAAGAGAAACUUUAUGUGUGUAAACACUGUGGGAAAGAAUUUACUUACUGUGGUAAUUUCCUCAAGCACGAAAGAAUUCACACCAUAGAAACCUUGUCUGUUGUCUUUCAGGUCAGUGGCCUGGAGUGCCUGGCCAGCGAUGACUCCAACCCGAGGACCUACCUUGAGUCUAAGGAGAGGCGACGCUCACUUAGCACGCAUUUACUCCCAAACACUGCAGGAAGCAGAGCGGUGACAACCCGCGUCGCAGGCCGAGGGAAGGGCUGGGAGGGGGGAUGGCUGGUACGAUGCCUCAUCACCCUUCGGGAGGACUCGCGUUUGCAUCCCCGGAACCCAAAGCCGGGCAAGCCUCUCUCCGUGCGGCUGGAGGCACGAUGCCCUCGGGUUUGUCCUGUGCCACCGAGUCCAGAAUGUUCGGAACAGCUAGAGUGGUUCCCGCGGAGCUGCAGCGGGGCCGGCCCGGCCGGCGGCUGCGCCCUCUGCGGACCGCGGGCCCUUCGGGGAGACCGCGGUUCCCGUCCGAAAAGGGCAAUGGAGCCAGUGACCUUUGAGGAUGUGGCUGUGAACUUCACCUUAGGAGAGUGGGCUUUGUUGGAUUCUUAUCAAAAGGAGCUCUACAGAGAUGUGAUGAAGGAGACCUUUAGCAACCUGAUCUCCAUAGGGAGAACUGAGGAAGAAAACAUUGAGGAUUACCAAAAUGUGAGGAGAAAUCUGAGCAUUCACGUGGUUGAAGGACUCCGUGAAUUUGAACAUGGUGUUCAGUAUGGAGGAACCCACCAAAGGACUGGAGAGCAGGCUGUCAAUGCGUACGAGCCUCCUGGAGUAGGGCAUGAAAACAGUGCGUGCGAAAAUGAUGGCGUCGGUCUCUCACAGGCAGAUGUGCCCCUCAGAGGUCCAGGUGUAGAGAAACCAUAUAGGGAUCAGCAAUGUGUGGGAAAGCAUUUUAAGCAUAGGAAGUGUUGGAAGGAUUUUACACACUCUCAGUCCUUUCUUACCCUUGAGAAUCCUUCCAGAGAGAAACCCUAUGGAAAUAAACCAUCUAAUGAGCCCUGUAGGAGUCUCGCUUCUGGUCGAGAUUGUGAGACAACUCAUACUGGAGAUAAUUUCCGUGAAUAUAAACAGCUUGAAACAGCUCUCAUGACAUGCUGUUAUGUUCAGUCAUAUGAAAGAAUCCAAACUGGAGAAAAACCAUUUGUGUGUAAGGAGUGUGGAGAAGCCUUCAUUAAUUCCAGUCACCUUAUCAAACAUUAUAAAAUUCAUACUAGAGAGAAGACUUUUGCAUGUAAGUAUUGUGGAAAAGUUUUCAUCCAUCCAAGGGCCUGUUACAAUCAUGAGCGCACUCACACUGGAGACAGACCUUAUGUAUGUAAACAGUGUGGCAAAGCAUGUAUUCAUUCUUACCACCUUCUCCAACAUGAAAGAAGUCAUACCCGAGAGAAACUUUAUGCAUGUAAGCAGUGUGGGAAAGUAUUUGGACGCUCUUCAUACCUUCGCAAACAUGAACGAAUCCACACUGGGGAGAAACCUUAUUUAUGUAAGCAUUGUGGGAAAGCCUUCAGCGAUCCCACCACCCGCAACAAUCAUGAGCGGACUCACACCGGAGAGAAGCACUACGUUUGUAAACAGUGUGGGAAAGCCUUCAUUCGUUCUUCCCAGCUUCUGAUCCACGAAAGAAUUCACACUGGAGAGAAGCCUUACUCGUGUAAACAUUGCGGGAAAGCCUUCACCUACUCCAGUGCCUGCUACAUUCAUGAACGGAUUCACACGGGAGAGAAACCCUAUGUUUGUAAGCAGUGUGGGAAGGCCUUUACGUGUUCCACGUACCUUCACAAACAUGAACGAAUCCACACUGGAGAGAAACCUUAUUCAUGUAAGCAGUGUGGGAAGGCCUUCAUCCAACACAGGGCUUGUUACAAUCACGAACGAAUUCACACUGGAGAGAAACCGUAUGUGUGCGUGCAGUGUGGGAAAGCCUUCACUUUUUCAAAAUCCCUUCAAAUCCACGAAAGAAACCACACUGGAGAGAAACCAUAUGUGUGCAAGCAGUGUGGGAAAGCGUUCACGUGUUCUACCUAUCUUCACCAGCAUGAACGAACUCACAAUGAAAAGAAAUCCAGUGGAUAGAACUCAGAGCAGUGUAAAUCAUAUGAGAGUCUUUGUAUCCAGCCUUCUGUUACUUCAA
Psammomys obesus (fat sand rat) is the source of this 3968-nucleotide messenger RNA. RefSeq names its product zinc finger protein 709-like. Gene Ontology annotation, biological process: negative regulation of transcription by RNA polymerase II. Lineage: Eukaryota; Metazoa; Chordata; Mammalia; Rodentia; Muridae. Bases 71 to 3910 code for a protein of 1279 amino acids. The record is from RefSeq and is a predicted model, not a curated record. Gene Ontology annotation, molecular function: DNA-binding transcription repressor activity, RNA polymerase II-specific. The transcript has 11 exons.